This is a messenger RNA of Myxocyprinus asiaticus (Chinese sucker), 8411 nucleotides long. RefSeq names its product GREB1 like retinoic acid receptor coactivator (gene greb1l). NCBI's taxonomy places the organism in Eukaryota, Metazoa, Chordata, Actinopteri, Cypriniformes, Catostomidae. Bases 616 to 6447 code for a protein of 1943 amino acids. The transcript has 33 exons. The record is from RefSeq and is a predicted model, not a curated record. Gene Ontology annotation, biological process: multicellular organism development; kidney development.
UGUAUUUACUGCAUUUCAGUCUUGUUUUUACCAGGUCGAAAGAAUAAAACCUGUCUCAUCAGUCUUUAUCUAGAGUCGGAAGUCAGAGGCAUGGAGUUUCUUUCCCUGAUGCGUUCCACAAACAUUCCCUUGAGGUCAUAAUGUCAUAUACUGUAACUCAUCCCUCACCAUUAUCAGUUAACAGCUACAUAUGUUGAGGAAUACUGCAAUCUGUUCUACUUUGCACACAACUGUCUGAUCUCAGAUAACACCAGGAUUAAUACUCAGUACAUAGUCUUCAUUCGUACGGCAAUAAAUGCACCAUUCAGUGCUUUUAUUUGAGUUUUCUUUCUUCUGGACCUUCUCCUUCUUGCAUUUUUUUUUUUAUAUAACUUUUAUAUAUUUUGUAUAUAACUGCACACAAACCAUAAAUGUGUUGGCAUUAUAAAUAUAUGACAUGCUUUAUCAAAUUUUAUAUAAUAUGUUAUUUUUUACUGUGAGUUUUGACUGUUUGCUUACCUAUUUCUGUAGGACCGGGGAUGACAAUACCGCAAAGCUCUGCGGCUUAACUUUGAUAUACUAUGGAGAAGAGAUGAUCCUGUCCAUCUAUAGCUAAAGAAAUACAAUUUAAAGAUUAUGGGGAAUUCGUACGCAGGGCAGCUGAAGUCUGCCCGCUUUGAGGAGGCUCUUCACAACUCUAUAGAGGCCUCGCUGAGAUCGAGCGGUGGCGACCCACAGCCCGUAUUCACGCAGCUGUAUCUCGAGCCCGAUCAGUAUCCUAACAACCUGGAAGAUAUUAAACCCAAAAUAGACUUGAGCCUGAGGUCCGACCCAUCCAGCCAUGUGCUGGUGAACUGCCAGCCCUCCAAUUGCAUUGAGGAUUUGGAUGAUGAGGACGAAUCAGACACCAGCAGUCCACCAUUGCCUUACCUACAGGGAACCCCACCUGAUGGCUGCUGCACUAUUGAUGGAUUCUGUCAAGCGGGAAAGGAUCUGCGCUUGGUUUCCAUGACAACAGAUUCUAUCGAGGUUCCUGCAGGGUUUGAGCUGGUCGGUGCUAAAUCGCCCAGCAUCCCAGAGCACAUUCUAGUCUGUGCAGUGGACAAGCGUUUCCUGCCAGAUGAGAAUGGGAAAAAUGCACUUUUAGGAUUUUCGGGGAACUGUGUGGGCUGUGGUGAGAAAGGGUUCCGAUACUUCACAGAGUUCUCCAAUCACAUCAACCUGAAGUUGUCCACCCAGCCGAAGAAGCAGAAGCACUUAAAGUACUACCUGGUGAAGAACUCUCAGGGUGCUCUGUGCAAGGGAGCCCUCAUCUGCUGGAAAGAUUGCAAGACAAGGCCUUUCUCAAGCAGUGCUUCUUCAUCCAAGCCUAGUUCCUCAUCCUCGCUAAGCAGCAAAGAAAAUGGAGACACAAAUGGCCACAGUCCAUCACCCUUCCCCCUCUCAGACUCGCCUCCAGCACGCCUGCAGUCCAGUUCCUCCUCAGGUAUUUUUGGAAUGCCAGAUCUGUGCUUCCUCAAACCGUUGAACACACCGACCCAUGGGACCAAGACUUUACCAAUCGUGCCCACUGCUCUGCGAGUCAAUGGUCUAACUAAUAGCCUGAGUAUAGAUGGACGGUCCAGUCUACUGAGCCCCCCUCAUGCAAACCCACUCGCCACACCUAGUCAUGGCCUUUAUCGGGCCACAGAACCAGGGGACAGCCCAGCAUCCUCUGCUAUGGCGUCAGGUCCACUCAAAAAGCGUCACCGCAGCUGGCACCCCACCUCUCUAGUGCCCGUCACUGCCACAGCUGUUCCUGUACCAGCCAUCCGGCCACUGGCAUGCAGCUCUGUUCCAGGUUCUUUGUUGACCUUGUCCAGUCAACAGCCUCCGUCAGUGUCGGGGGUCAUACAGCCCCAACCAAUCACAGCAGGAGAAACGGUCAUCAUACCCGACAACCUUCUGAGCACCUCCGGGGUCCGACCAGUGCUUCUUAUUGGUCAAGGCACUUUACCAUACUUCUUUGGCAAUGUGGGUGAUCUGGUGGUGAGCCCCUUGCUGGUCAGCUGCUAUAAUGGCAGAGAGCUGAAUGAAAAGACCCUCGCCAGUCUGGGCAUAUCAGCCAGCCAGUUACUCACCACAGAGACCAUGAUACUGCUCACACUGCAAUACCUCGCACGACUCGGCACGGAGCAGAUCCCAUUGCGCGAAGAGUUUGAGCAGAUCGUUCUGAAGGCAAUGCUGUGUGGGCCGACUGGACCUUCUGUGUCCCCUGCCCAGUUGCCAUGGUUAGCUCGUAUGGAGGCCAGUGUAUCGGGGGGCAGCGUUCAGGUGGUGGUCAUACACGGCUCUCUAGGAGAGGGCAUCUCAGAGUCACUGCGCUCACUGAGUGAAACGCCACUGCAGCAGCAGCAGUGUUUGCCAAACUAUGUGCUCAUUAUCUGCACUUCGAAAAGUGGGGCUAAUGAGUUCUGUGUGCUGGUGCUGGGUAAAUAUCAGUCUCGAGCUCUGGCGGAAAGCAUGCUCACAACGAACGAGUUUCUGAAGGAGAUCAGCUACGAGCUCAUCACAGGGAAAGUUAGCGUGCUUGCUUCACACUUCCAAAGCACCUCACUAGGGGACAACUUGAACAAACAGCUGGUUCGGUAUCAACGUAAACGCAAAGACCGUGUGGUUCAGCCUUUCCAGGGACAUCUCACUGAAUACAUCCACUCCCAAGAGGCAGCAGCCAUGAUUCCAGAAUCAGGGCCAGAGCUGUUGAGUGACAGUUUUCAGAUACACCCUCCACAACUAAGUGUGGCACGCAGUCUCCUGUCACAGGUGUGUGCUAUCGCUGACUCAGGCAGCCAGAGUUUGGAUCUGGGCCGCUUUUGCAAGGUAGACUUCCUGAUUCUGGUACCGCCAUCUCAUGUACUGGCUCAUCAAACGAUGCAGCGGAUACGACAAUCAGGUGUCCUGAUAGAUCUAGGGAUAGAGGAUGCAUCAUUUGCCCUACAGAAAUCCGACAAGUAUGUAGUGCGUCUGGAUGCGGAGGUCCACACAAAAAUGGAGGCUUUCAUGAGGAAGGUCAAGCAGAACCCUUAUACACUCUUUGUCCUCAUUCAUGACAACUCACAUGUCGACCUGACCAGUGCUCUGUCAGGGUCAGUUUGUCACGGGGAGCUGCAGGGAUUGGCCGACCGGGCGGUGAACUGUCCAGAGGUUCUGGAAGCCAUAAACCUGCUGGUGCUGCAGGUCAGCUGCUUUCCCUUCACACUGCAGAGCCAUCAGUCACGCAUCAGAAUACAGAAUGAAGUACACUGGCCCAACCCUGAAAGCCUGCAAGGUGAAGCAUUACCUAAGGAUCUGGUCUACUUUGGGCUGAAGGACUACAGCAGGUCCCUUCAGUGGGGGGUGGCAAGUCCAAUCCUUCGAUGUGAUGAUGCCUUUGAGCGGAUGGUCAAAACGCUUCUAGAGAGGCAUCCACACUUGCACAGUAUGGUGAUCCGCAGCUAUCUGUUGAUCCAGCAGUACACAGAGGCACUAAUGGCCCUCACCGCCGCCCCCUCACUGAGGGACCACGUGACGCCUCAGACCCUUGCCAUGGUGGAGGAUCUGCUGAGUGUGCCAGGUCGCAGCAGACACGGGUGCGGGCACAUGCUGCUGGUGCGCGUGCCCUCACUGCAGCUUGCACGUCUGGCACAGGAGCGGCUGGAAGAGGCCCGGGACAAAUUGGGUUUGCAGUACCGCUUCGCUGUGUUGCUGGGCAGCCCUGUUGCGGAGAUCAACCUGCCAGUGCACUUCUGUGCCCGUCUGCGAGCUUGGCAGGGCUGUAAAAAUGAAGAAUGGGUCCCUCACACAUAUGAAGAUCUGGAAGGACUUCCAUGCAUUGUCAUCCUCACUGGAAAAGACCCUCUAGGAGAGACUUUCCCAAGGUCUCUGAAGUACUGUGACCUGCGGCUGAUAGACUCCAGCUAUCUGACACGAACAGCCCUGGAGCAGGAGUUGGGUCUGGCUUGCUCGUACGUCACACGCAGUGUUAUACCUGAGAUGAAAACUGCAGCAGGCAAAGAGGAGAGACAGAGAGAGGAUGAGAGAAGCUCAGGAGAAGCAACAGAACAUGAUGAACUCCAGAUGGAGCUGGAGAGACCACCCAGCAAUGCCAGUGCUGCUACCAGAACCUCUGGUGGAUCUACCACUGAAAACGGUGUCAGUUCUUCAAGCAUACUUGACAAACCCUCCUCCCAUGGUGACCCUGCCAGUAGCAAUAGAGCUUUAAUGGACUCUCCUUAUCGCUUCAAACAAGAGUGUGACUCCCAGGCACCCUCCUCAUCCGCCACGGCCUCUUUCUCCUCUGCCUCCUCCUCCUCUUCCUCCUCAUCAUCUCCGGCAGCUCAGAGACCGAGUCAGUCCACACAGGCUCUGCGAGAAGGGAGCAGGACGCAAGUCUUUCCCAGGACAGCGGUGCUGUCCCGGGCGGCGUACACCCUGCUUGCCCCUGAGACUCUGGGUCAGCCCAACUCAGCGUCCCUGCUGCCCCAUGCUGAUGUGGCCUGGAGCAGUCCGCUCAGAUCGCCUGUUCCCCACAGCCUCGGAGGAGCAGAGCAGUCUCUGUACUAUCGUCAGUGGACCACAGCUAGGCAGCACCACGCCGAUUAUGAAGGGCCACCCGUACCACAUCCCAGAAGACUGCUGUUGAGUGGACCACCGCAGGUGGGAAAAACAGGCGCGUACUUGCAGUUUCUGCGGAUUCUGUUCCGUAUGCUGAUUCGCCUUCUGGAGGUGGAUGUGUAUGAUGAAGAAGAGCUGGAGGAGGAUGUGCCAGACAAAUCAAAGGUUCAACCUGCCAGUUUACCACAGUGGCCUGACGUGGAGGACAUCCGUAAACUGCGAUUUGACCUUUACCCCCAUGACCACAAGUUCAGACAUGCAAGUCCAGUGCAUACAGACAGGAUGCCAAAGACACUGAACGGAGUGAAAACAGAGAGACUGGAGGCAGAUGGAGAACAACCGAAGAGAAACACUGUGUCAGUCAGACUCAGCAUGUUUGCAGCCCACAAUGCAUUUCACCACUGUGAGCAGUGUCACCACUACAUCGAGCCAACUCCUGCCACACAGCUGUCCGAUUGCACCUUCCAUGCCUUCACGUUCUGCUCAUCCAUGCUGGGAGAAGAAGUCCAGCUGCACUUUAUCAUUCCCAAAGCCAAAGAGCAUCACUUUAUUUUCAGUCAGCAGGGCAGUCACCUGAAGAGCAUGUGUCUCCCUCUGCUCUCUGACAAGGACACUGGCAUGCUGAAAAGUCCCAUCUUCACCCCCACCACGGGUCGACAGGAGCACGGCCUUCUCAACAUCUUCCAUGCCAUGGAAGGAGCCGAACACCUGCACAUAUUGGUGGUCAAGCAGUAUGAAAUGCCCCUUUACAGGAAGUACUGGCCCAACCACAUCCUGCUGGUGCUGCCUGCAAUGUUCAACAAUUCAGGAGUGGGAGCAGCUCGGUUCAUGAUCAAAGAGUUGUCUUACCACAACCUGGAGCUGGAGAGGAAUAGACAGGAGGAGCAGGGCAUUAGACGACAGGACAUCUGGCCUUUCAUCGUCAUGAUGGAUGAUUCAUGUGUCCUGUGGAACGCCCGUCAGCCUGGACCCGAGGGCAACAGUGAGGAGAUGAAUGUGUCACUGAAGAGUGUCUUAAAGAACAUGGAGGCCACUCCGAAGAUCUCUCUGUAUGCCAUGUGUGGCCUGCGGAAAUGGAGCAGUAGUUUGUCUUCUCAAGCUUCUUCAGUUCCUUUCUCUCGCUGUCACCUCCAUGACCUCGUCAUGCUGAAUGUUGACCUCACCCAGAAUGUCCAGUAUGACCUCAACCGGUUCACGUGUGAGGAAGUGGACUUUAACCUGAGGGCAAACAGCAGUGGUCUUCUGCUGUGUCGUUUCAAUCACUUUAGCGUCAUGAAGAAACACAUUCCCAUUGGAGGACACAAAGACUUCCUCAUUAAACCCAAACCCAUGAGGAUGGAGACCCCAGUGCAUGUCAGUGCGUCUCAGUAUGUCUGUGCUCCAGACAGCGAACAAACUCUUCUGUCUGCACCAGCUCAGUUCUUGCUGGAGAAGUUUCUGCAGAGCUGCAGUCAUCGACUCUUUCCUCUGGCCCUCUGUAACAGUGCAAAUCCAGUGCUGUCCAUCGACAGCUACCUCAACCUUGGCCCAGAGAUUGAGGUUUGUUACGUGAGCUCUCGUCCUCACUCAGUGAAUGUGGAUCAUCAGGAAGUUGUCUUCAGUGGGCUGGUGCUCUAUCUGUGUGAUUCAUUUGUAGUUUCGAGUCUCCUGAAGAAGUUCACCUUUCUCAAAGGCGCCACAUUGUGCGUGAUCUGUCAAGACCGCAGCUCUCUUCGUCAAACUAUUGUGCGUUUGGAACUGGAGGAUGAGUGGCAGUUUCGUCUGCGAGACGAAUUUCAGACGGCCAACUGCAGUGAGGACCGGCCCCUAUACUUCCUCACCGGCCGCCAUAUCUGAACACUGACAACUACAACACCUCCAUUUCAGCUUUUUGGCCACAACAUGGAGAAAAUGCUGUCCAGCAUCAAGGGAGAAUAAGACUUGAGAUUGUACUGGAACAGAGCUUUUCUAUAAGAAGGAUUCCUCUUAAAGGUUCAUUCCCAUGGGCUCGCCACUCAGCACUACCUCUGAUAAUGUUUUGAGGACAAAGACUCUGAAGAAAUUUCCAACUUACAGAUAUCGUGCUGGACACAGGUGUUGUCCGAUUGCCUUGCGUGUUUCCCCUCUUUUUACAUUUUGGAAGAGCUUUGAGAACUUUGUUGAUGAUUUUUGCUUGUCCUAACACACAAGGACAUUUUGAGACGUCUGAAUGAUUGUAAACAUUAUUAUAUGUCCUCUUUGGACAUAUGUAUAAUCUCAGGGUUUUUUCUCUCAAGACAAGACUUACUACUGCUAUUACUUACAUGUCUAUUGCCUAUUUCAUAUAUUUCCUGAUGCCAUACACCAAAGACUUAUAAACUCCUCAAGCCAGAAUCUCACCUACAUAAGUUUGCACAGGUGCAGUUGCACAGCAGCACAUGUUGCUUAGGUGUGUAUUCUUGCAUACAUUGGUCAUGGUCGACAAGAACUAAAUCCAUCUAGUAUUAUCAAGGUGAAAUGACUUAAAAUCUCCUAGAAUCUUUUAUCUUGCCAAAAAUAUUGCCCAACAUAAUCAAAAACACUGAAUCCAUGCUCCUGUGAGUCAUCUAUUAUCCAAGUUUGGGUAUUUUAAUUGGGUCAACAAAGUUUGAAUACUGGUUGUUUUCAUUUUUGGCCUACAAUAGCCAAUGUGUGCCUAUGUUCUUUAUUAUUUGUAAUGUUGUUUGGACAAAAAACAUCUUAAAACUGCUUAAGGUGGUUUCCCUGAUAGCACAUGUGCAUCACUGGAAUACCAGUGCCCAAAACCCUUCUAAAACCUUCAAACCAGACCAGCGUGGUGGUCAGCUAAGACUAGCAAACCACUGUAGGCUAAGCUAUUUAAGCUUUUAAACAUUUUUAUUAAGGAGGGACAUACUGAUGAUCUUAUGCAUAUAACGUCACAUUUCUAACAGCAACAGGUGAGAUGUUUGUUUUGAAAAUUUGGGAUCUGCUUCGAGAUAGGUUAUCGUCUCUACAGUUAGCGUCAUGUAAUCAUCAUAUUUUGCCAAAACAUUCCUUAUUUUGAAGUAGCUGGGAAUGUUUGGAGUUGCACACUGUGAAUGCCAUAAGUGAUAUAACCCUGAAGAACUCACAAUCCAAAACGCCACUCCAAAAGAGGCAGUGAACAGCGAUUUUAAUGGAAAUGUGAAAACAAAACAACAAAACGGCAGCUAGCUUGCUAGCUAGCUAGCUAUUAUGGCAUGUUUGAGAAGAUGAAUUAUCUCAACAGGGAUAUCUUGUGGCAUUUAGGACUUGUUGGAUGUUUAAAGAAAAAGCUUUGUUUACAUUUUAAGAAAUGCCGAUAUUAAUAUAUUUGACAAACUUUUUGUCACUUUGGAUUUUGGCUAGUUUUACAGAAAAGUCACUUUGAGCCACAUGAGUCACGGAUAACCUGCAAUUUUUUUUCUUAUGUCCAUGGCACAAAGAGUCUAUCUAGGAUUUCCAAUGUUUAGGACCCUUUAGUUUUUGUUUUGGGUGAUUUAUUUAACAUGAAAAAAAAAAUGGAUUUCUUUUUUGAGGGAUUGUUUUUUUUUUAUUUAUUGAAGAAGCUUUUUGUAAUGUUAAUCAUUUAAAUAUCUGGAAAGCUUAGCUAUCGGUCAAGUCCUUGAAUUAGUCACCUUUGCACACUUCCAUUGAUACUAUGUAUAGAUGCUGUAUUAGAAAUUAACUAAUGUAAACGAAAACUAGCAUAACAAAUAUAUGGUUUACACGCGUUGCCAGUAUCAACUGACUGGAUUGUUUGUAAUAAAAAACAUCAGGUCCCGUAAUGAUACUGAUUGUAAUGAAGAAAGCCAAAUGCCCAC